AUGCCGUUUCCGCACACUCGACCAAUGUCCUCAUAUUGGCUGUCGAGGCACAAUUUGACGACCAGUCCGGGGGACGACUUUUCAGGCCACCGCAGUACUCCCGAGUUACCUCGAGAAGUCGACGUUGCCAUUAUCGGAUCAGGGUUCUCCGGAACGGCGGUGGCUUGGUAUCUUGUCAAUGACGACGAUGAGUCUUCUGGUGGUGGGCCUACUACCACCACUCCUCCGUCUGUAUUGAUGCUCGAGGCUCGUCAAGCUUGCUCGGGGGCGACAGGUCGUAACGGUGGCCACGUCAAGCCGGAUUUGUAUUUCAACGCUCCGCUGUACUCGGAGAAGCACGGUCGCCGGGUCGCCGAAGAAUUGACCCGAUUCGAAAUGCGACAGGUCUUUGACCUCAAGAGGUUGAUCGAACGGGAAAACAUCGAUUGUGAUUUCGAACUGACAAGGGCCAUCGAUGUGUACACGGACGAACGUGUGGCCGGGCCCGUGGUGGAAGGUUACAAGAGGAUGAAGAGUGAAGGGUACGAAUUUCCCGACGACUUGCACUUUGUACCUGGUGAUGGAGGAAAGGCCGAGCAGGUCUCCGGAGUCAAAGGUGCAUUAUGUGCAUUUAGUUCCACGGCAGCUUCAGUGUGGCCCUUUAAGAUGGUCAUGGGUUUACUGAAAAGGGUACUCGCCAAAGGUGUGAAUCUACAAACAGAUACCACCGUCGAGUCGAUCGAAAAGGACGGGGAUGACAGGUGGAUUCUACGUACGGAAAGGGGGACUGUCAAGGCAAAGAAGGUCGUCGUCACGACCAACGCCUACACCCCUGCACUGUUACCGGAGUUUCAGGGCAAAAUCACCCCGGCGAGAGGUGUAGCGUGUAGGAUCGCAGUUCCAGAGUCGGAGUCUGGUCCGGAUCGUGCCGGGGGAAACACCCUGGCACGAGUACCGUCAACAGCACCACAUCUGAACAACACGUACUCGAUCCGUUUCGGUCCUCAAGAGUACGAUUACCUCGUCGCGCGUACGGACGGGAGUAUCGUCGUCGGAGGUGCAAAGCAAAAGGUGCUCUUGGACGAUUCGUACUGGAGGGACAACACUGACGACUCGGCCAUGAUCCCCGGCGCCGAAGAGUAUUUCGAAGGUUACAUGCAGAGGACUUUCCACGGUUGGGAGGACACGAAAGCUCGAGUCACGGACAUCUGGACCGGGGUCAUGGGUUACUCUGCCGACCUGAUGCCUUGGGUAGGGGCCGUUCCAGGACGUCAAGGUGUUUUUGUGUCUGCGGGAUUCACGGGUCACGGGAUGCCUAGGAUCUUGGGUUGUGCAGAGGCUCUGGCUGGACUUGUGUCAGGCAAGGCGAAAGGAAUGCAAGAGACCGGUGUGCCGAAGCCUUAUUGGGUUACUGAACAUCGGCUGAGUGAGACCAGAGAUAUCAGUAGAGAAUAUAUGGCCGGUGGGAGACCGAAGGAGAGUAAGCUGUGAUAUAAGAUGUGCUGUUUGAGGUGAGAGAGUGAGAGACAGAGUGAGGUGAUUGAUAUAUCCACUGUGUAAACAGGUGACUCUGCUCGCGGCAGACCUUAUAUUGUCAGUGAUAUAGCUAGUUUGAGGAAAUGAGGGAGCCUUUAACAUACAAGCAAACGAGUCACUUAGCUACUUGACUCUGUUACCAGUAUGUUCGCCACUUCCCG
Exophiala oligosperma is the source of this 1676-nucleotide messenger RNA. RefSeq lists its product as uncharacterized. Gene Ontology annotation, cellular component: cytoplasm. Gene Ontology annotation, molecular function: oxidoreductase activity. Bases 1 to 1470 code for a protein of 489 amino acids. The record is from RefSeq and is a predicted model, not a curated record. The transcript is spliced from 2 exons. NCBI's taxonomy places the organism in Eukaryota, Fungi, Ascomycota, Eurotiomycetes, Chaetothyriales, Herpotrichiellaceae.